CUUGUUUUGUGAACUUUUUUGACAGGUAGAAACCGUGUGAAAAUCGUUUACGAACAAAGAUUCGUGAAAUAAACCCAUAAAAUUCGUUUAAUUUGUAACAGUAAUGUGUUGAAAUAAGUGAAGAACACUAUGGCAUUCUUAUGUCCAGUGAGAAUUAGAAGGGGAAAGAAGAAGAAAUCGAGCAGUGGAGACUCAGACAAAGAGUUGUCUAGGCCAGGCUCAGGGCUAAGUCCUGGCAUGGGCCGUAUUACAGGCUCAGCUAGUAUUGAGACGCUUGUAAGGGUUGGAAUUGAGAAGGAGCAUGGCCUCAGUCCGGACUCAAAAAUGGUAGUCUUGCAUGACUUUGCACCAUGUGUUGAUGAUGAACUGGAGGUAAAACGUGGCCAAAUUGUAAAUGUAUUGUAUCGAGAAAAUGACUGGGUAUAUGUGAUAGUAGCUGAAUCAAGAAGAGAAGGCUUUAUUCCACACUCGUAUUGUGCACCGUGCGAACACCAUGACCUAAAAAAGAAACUGCCAAGGAGUAGAUCUCCGACAGAUAUGACGCAUAGAGAUGUUUCACAAUUAUCAGUUUCGGACGGUGCAACAAACGAUGGUCAUUCAGAGUUAGGGAGCGAAGGUGAAGCCUGCCCUUUCAGUAAAGACCCUUCAGGACGAUAUGUCGUCCUCUACACAUUCACAGCAAGAGAUGAAAACGAUGUUGAUGUGGAAAGAGGGGAAUUUGUCACAGUGCUAAAUAGAGAAGACCCAGACUGGUACUGGAUAGUCAGAAGUGAUGGGCAAGAAGGAUUCAUACCCUCUGGCUUUGUUUAUCCUGCUGUAGUACAAGCGGCACAACAAGAAAACCCACCACAACAGAUACACUCACCGCCUUCGACGAACCCGAACAACACUAUAAUGUCGCCCAGCACCACCACUACGCAACAGGACAGCGACGGCCGGUACCACGGGACAGAGCUAGUCAUGCUUUACGAUUACAAGGCGCAAGCUCCAGACGACUUAUCAGUGAAGAGAGGAGAAUGGGUGUAUGCAGACCUUACCCAGCAAACCGUAGAAGGAUGGUUGUGGGCGCACGCACCCAAGUCGCGGCGGUCCGGGUUCAUUCCGACUGCUUACGCCAGGGCGCCGCACACCACGUCACUUUGACACUUGUAGGGUAGGAUGAGAACAGGCAAUCACAAACAUCACGGAACAACAAAGCCAUAAAAUUCGUUUCAGCCAAAUGACGUCCACUGCUGGACAAAGGCCUCCCCCAAGGUUUUCCACAAUGAACGGUCCUGCGCUGCCCGCAUCCAUUACAAUAUUUAAUAAUUGCAUAACAUUCAAAAUGUAUGUCCAAUAUGUGCAACAUAAAAUAUUUGCCACUAAUAACUUUCUGUACAAAAAAUAGGGUAGUUGGUUGAUACCACUAGUCAAUUGACACACUUUUUAGGCGAAGGACGACCUACGGAUAUAACGUCGCAAGUUAGGUAACCCAAUUGACUGAAUUUUAUUGUUUUCAAACUACAAAAAACCAAUAUUACAGCAAAAUGAAAAAGACGGUUUUCUUUAGAGCUGCUACUGAAGUGUUUUUUAUUGUAAAAGGAACUGUCUUGAAAUUAUUGGAGUCAGUCAACUACCCAUAUUUCAUAAUGGAGAAUUCAUUUGGGAAAAAGAUUUAUUGUUCACAGUAGUUCCUUUGACAGCUUUUGAAGAAAUUACUGUGACUUUAGUUCUUCUUAAGUAUUUUUACUUGAAUGAACUAGAAAUAUUGAGAGAAAAUGGAAUUUAUGCUCAAAUUCGAAAGGCCAGUUUUGAAGUACUUACCUACAUAUUUUCAGAAUUUAUAAAAAGUUGGGCGAUUUCUUUUGUGCAUCAACUUAGUUUUCUACAUAAUCUACUGAAAUGCUCAUAAAGGUUGUAUUGUAAUUUUGUGUUUAU
Molecule: messenger RNA, 1917 nt
Organism: Ostrinia furnacalis (Asian corn borer)
Lineage: Eukaryota; Metazoa; Arthropoda; Insecta; Lepidoptera; Crambidae
Gene: Dlish
Product: Dachs ligand with SH3s
Exons: 7
Coding region: 130-1143 (337 amino acids)
Molecular function (GO): protein binding
Source: RefSeq, a predicted model, not a curated record